CUCGUCGGCGCGACCAAGGGCGCCAUCGACGCGCUCUACGAGGGCCGCGACUUCGCGCGCUUCUACGUGCUCGAGACGCUCGCGCGCGUGCCGUAUUUCGCCUAUCUGUCGGUGAUGCACCUGCGCGAGACCUUCGGCGAUCGCAGACCGGGCGACUCGGAGCGCAUGCGGACGCACUACGCCGAGGCGGACAACGAGCUGCACCACCUGCUGAUCAUGGAGUCGCUGGGCGGCAACUCGUCGGCCGUGGACCGGACCCUGGCGCAGAGCAUGGCGUUCUUCUACUUCUGGUACGUGACGGUCGUCUACUCGUUCUCGGAGCCCGCGGCGUACCACCUGUCCGAGCUCAUCGAGGACCACGCGUUCAACACAUACGACGACUUCAUCAAGGACCACGGGCCCAAGCUCAAGGGGAUGCCCGUGCCCGACAUCGCGCGCAAGUACUACGAGCGCGACGACCCCUACCUCCGCGACCAGUUCUUGACGGUCAAGGAGACCGACGGCGGAUUCACGUCGCGAUCGCGGCCGCCGCUCGAGUCGCUCUACGACGUCUUCGUCAACAUCCGCGACGACGAGAAGGAGCACUGGAAGACGCUC
Molecule: messenger RNA, 597 nt
Organism: Aureococcus anophagefferens
Lineage: Eukaryota; Pelagophyceae; Pelagomonadales; Pelagomonadaceae
Exons: 1
Biological process (GO): alternative respiration
Cellular component (GO): thylakoid; mitochondrion
Molecular function (GO): alternative oxidase activity
Source: RefSeq, a predicted model, not a curated record